Messenger RNA from Notolabrus celidotus (New Zealand spotty), 2607 nucleotides. It is a transcript of the gene fermt3b, whose product is annotated as fermitin family member 3b. Bases 197 to 2137 code for a protein of 646 amino acids. The transcript has 15 exons. The record is from RefSeq and is a predicted model, not a curated record. NCBI's taxonomy places the organism in Eukaryota, Metazoa, Chordata, Actinopteri, Labriformes, Labridae. Gene Ontology annotation, biological process: regulation of cell-cell adhesion mediated by integrin; integrin-mediated signaling pathway; integrin activation. Gene Ontology annotation, cellular component: cell-substrate junction. Gene Ontology annotation, molecular function: integrin binding.
AAGGAACCAGCCUUUCUUGAUACAAGUGACACAAGCAGACGGAGCGACACAGACCACAACCUGCCCAGCCCAUGAGAGAAGAAACUGCAGCAUAUUCUCACUAAAAACCUGAAAGAGAGCUACGGGGGUCACAGAGUUCCCAUUUGUCAAAGCCUUGGACAGAGGAGACUGAAGACUGUCUCUUAUUCUCCCAGCAAUGGCAGCAUGGGACCUGUCCGUCACAGUGGAGGACCUAGGCCUUGAUGCCCCACCUGUCACAGUCAGCGUCGCCUCUGACCUCCAUGUCGGUGGGGUCAUCCUAAAGCUGGUGGAAAAGACACAGAUCAAGCGGGAUUGGUCCGACCAUGCUCUGUGGUGGGAGCAGAAGCAGUGCUGGCUGCUGAGGACAGCCUGGACUUUGGAGAAAUAUGGCAUCCAUGCCGAUGCCCGGCUACUCUUCAUGCCCCAACACAAGUCCCUGAAGCUGGGCCUGCCAAAUGGAAAAACCCUGAGAUUGAGAGCCUGCUUCUCCAACCCCGUCUUCCAGACUGUGAUGGGCCUCUGCAGACUGCUCAAUAUCCGUCAUCCUGAGGAACUGUCACUCCUUCGGCCUGUAGAGGAGAAGAAGAAGAAGAAAGACAAAGAUCUGGCUGAGGAAAUCUACGACCUGACUGAGGUGCCCCUCUCCUCGGUAUCACGGCCCAGCCUUUAUAACGGCAUGCCUAUUCAUUUUGCUGGCUCAUCUGAGAUGGAAGCCAUCUACAAGAUGCUAUCAGUCACCCAGGCUCCACCUGCUCCUGAAGCUAUAGCUAAGCAGUACAGGCCAGCCAGCGUGGUGGACAAGGCCCAUAUCCACGGCAGGUGGUUGGACUCCUCCCGAUGUCUCAUGCAGCAGGGCAUCCAAGAAAACGACCGACUGUGGCUUCGCUUCAAAUACUAUAUCUAUUAUGAUAUAGAACCCAAGUACGAUGCUGUGCGUCUGAGCCAGCUGUAUGAGCAGGCACGCUGGGCUAUUCUGCUGGAAGACAUAGACUGCACGGAGGAGGAGAUGAUGCUGUUUGGAGCUCUGCAGUACCACAUCAGUAAAGUGUCUCAGUCAGAGCCUCAGAUACUGAGCUCCAACAGUGCAGCCAUGGAUGACCUGGAUUCGGCCCUGAUGUCCUUGGAGGUCAAGAUGGAGGGAGAUAGCAGCUCUGCGUCUGAAAUGCUGGCAACCAUGACUGCACCCGAACUCAAUGACUAUCUGAAGAUUUUCAGGCCAAAAAGGUUGACUCUGAAGGGAUAUAAGCAGUACUGGUUUAAGUUUCAGGAUACCACCAUCUGCUACUUCAAGAGCAAAGAGGAAAGCAUCGGAGAGCCCAUUCAACAGAUUAACCUCAAAGGAUGUGAGGUGGCUCCAGACGUGAACGUGGCAGCACAGAAGUUCCUAAUUAGACUCCUGAUACCAGCGCCAGAGGGCAUGAACGAAGUCUACCUGCGCUGUGAAAAUGAGCAGCAGUACGCUCAGUGGAUGGCAGCGUGUCGGCUUGGCUCCAAAGGCAAGACUCUGGCUGACAGCAGCUUUCAGAGUGAGAUCCAAAGCAUCCGAUCCUUCCUGGCAAUGCAGAAGACUAGUACUGGUUCCCAUGGCAAUGCAAAUGCAAGUGAUGAAAGCAUCAAUACUCACAGUCUAGUGUCGCCCCGCUACCACAAGAAGUACAAACCCAAACAGCUGACCCCUCGUAUCCUGGACGCGUACCAGAACGUGGCUCAGCUCUCUCUGACAGAUGCAGUGAUGCGCUUCCUGCAGAUCUGGCAAGCUCUGCCUGACUUUGGCCUUUCGUACUUCGUUGUCAGGUUUAAGGGCAGUCGGAAAGACGAGGUUCUGGGCAUUGCUCCCAACCGUCUGAUCCGCAUCGACUUGGGCGUGGGCGACGUGGUGAAGACGUGGCGCUACAACAACAUGAAGCAGUGGAAUGUCAACUGGGACAUCCGACAGAUGGCCAUAGAGUUCGAAGGCAACGUCAACAUUGCUUUCAGCUGCGUAACAGCAGACUGCAAAAUCGUUCACGAGUUCAUCGGAGGUUACAUUUUCAUGUCGACACGCAGUCGUGAGAAGAGCGACACACUCAAUGAGGAGCUUUUCCACAAGCUGACCGGAGGCCAUGAAGCGCUCUAAGACUGCAACACACAAAUCCUUCACAGCCCACAACAAUUUCAGUGUGUCCCAGCCACCAGGAGGAGGAUUUUAUGGUCCAUUCAGUCUGCCAUAAAAACAUCUGAACAGUACAACAAAGGGUCAAAAGAGGAUUCUUUUAAUUUGUCCUAACCCAUCCUGUCAGCCUAGCCAAGUUUUUAUAUAAUCUUUGUUCCACACACACACACACACACACACACAUUGUCAUUGGAUCAGCUAUGUCAGUGAAGUGAUCAUAAAACAUUUUCUGACAGUAUAAGACUCCUGCUCACGCUGAUCCCUUCACUUUGAAAUGAACCACAGUCCUCACAGUAUUCCUUCAUUUAGAAUAGAAAGCCUCAUCUUUCUAAGUCACUUUGUCCAUAGCUGUACUCUUAUCCUCACUUAGAUUUUAGUUUUUCAUUCCUGGCACAUAAUAGCCACCAUAUUAUUAAAGCCAAGAAAAAAAAAAA